AUGAAACCAAUCACCCUCGCGCUCUUUGGCGACCAAACAGUCGAGAAACUCUCUUCCAUCCAGACGCUAGUCCGUAAUUCAAAGACUUCGCCUGCAGCACGAAGGUUUCUAAACGAAGCGACAGAUAUCUUGCAACUUAACCUUGCUCGACUGAGCAAGGAAGAUCGCAGAUGGACGCAUGACAUACAUACGCUUCUGGGAUUGGCGGAGGACAACAUCAAUGAGGAAGAUCCUAAUGGGAUUAUUGCCACGGUAUUGAUGUGUAUUGGACGACUUGGGGAAUUUAUCGUAUUUGCAGAGGAAGAUCCGUCAAUACUCGGUUCGGAGACCUCUCCUGUGCAUGUGCUGGCAUAUUGCACUGGUCUUUUACCUGCUGCAGCACUCGUCGUGGCGAAGGAUACAGGUGACUUGUUCGGCCUCGCCAGAGAAAUCAUAUCUAUCACGUUUCGGAUGGCAUACGAGAUAACGCGUCGGAUGAGACUGAUUGAAGAUUCAAAUGGAGACUGGGCGAUGACGCUUGUUGGGGUGACAGUUGAGAAGGCGCAGCCGAUCCUUGAUCAAUUUCAUGAUACACAGAAAAUUCCAUACCCUAAAAGGAUAGCCAUCGGUAUUGUAUCACGAGGAUGGCUGACUUUAGUCGGCGCCCCUUCAUCUUUGAACCGCCUUUUUGAGUGGUCCACGGAGUUGGACCAGGCACCUCGCACAAGAACAGACACAAACGGGCCCAUCCAUACCCCCUACUUGCCUAGCUUCAACAUGGAUGAAGUAUUAGGAGACUCCCCUCUUUUGAAUACGCCCAUCACAUCAAAAGCCCGAAUCAUAUCUCCUGGAUCAUGCAAACCGUACGUACAUACGACUUUAAGAGACCUUCUGGCAGAAAUGCUAGUUGAUAUCGCUCAUAAUGUUCUACAUUUGGCUGGUACAACGGAAGCUUGUAUCGCUGAAUUAGUCGGCAUGGGACCUGUAAAUGUUGUUGUUGCAGGUCCUACGGGGCAUCUUCCCAUACUUCAACGCACCCUGCAAGAAAAGGGUAUUGCUUAUGAUAUUCGAAAACAUCACGAUGCAACACAAAACACGAAACGGAGUCGUGGAGGGUCUGAUCAAGUAGCUAUUGUUGGUAUGGGGGGUCGGUUUCCUGGAAGUGAUACAAUUGACGGCUUCUGGGAGGAUCUGGUUGCUGGAAAGAUCCAGAUCCAAAAGAUCCCGAAAUCUAGAUUUGAUCUCGACCUACACUACGAUCCGUCAGGUGAAAAGAGAAACUCCACCUCUGCACAACAUGGCGCUUUUCUCAACAACCCCGGCCUUUUCGACCAUCGCCUGUUCAACAUCUCCCCUCGAGAGGCCACCCAAAUGGAUCCACUCCAGCGGCUAUUACUCCAUGUCAGCUACGAAGCCCUCGAAAUGGCAGGAUACUCUACAAAUGGGACCCUUGCAACCAACAGCAACCGAAUCGCUACUUAUUUCGGGCAGGCAUCAGAGGACUGGCGUGAAGUACUCAACAACCAGGGCAUCGAUAUCUAUUACGUGCCUGGUCUAGCAAGACCAUUUGCGCCAAGUAAGUUGAACUAUCAUUAUAAAUGGGGAGGUGGCUCGUAUGCUCUUGAUGCUGCUUGUGCAACGAGUACGACGGCCAUUACAUUGGCUUGUUCUGCACUGUUGGCUCGGGAAUGUGAUACAGCUUUAGCUGGUGGAGGKUCUAUCUUGUUGUCGCCGAAUUCGUUCUCGGGGUUGAGUAGAUCGGGUAUGAUAUCGGAGACUGGUGGAUGUAGGACAUAUCACGAUGAUGCCGAUGGAUACGCUCGUGGCGAGGGKAUUGGUAUCGUUGUGCUCAAGCGAUUAGAGGACGCUCUUGCCGAUAACGACAAUGUUUUGGCGGUUAUAAAGGGGUCGGCAAGGACAUAUACCUCAACAUCGACGUCUAUUACUCAUCCGAGCGCCGAAUCGCAAGUGAGAAUUUAUGAAGAGGUCUUACGACAGACAAGUACUGUGCCCAAUGAGAUCUCCUACGUUGAGAUGCAUGGCACUGGAACGCAGGCGGGAGAUUUUGAGGAGAUGAGUUCCGUUAUCAAAGUCAUGGGCCAGGGGAGAUCAAAAACCAACAUUCUUACGGUCGGUGCUGUCAAGGCAAAUGUUGGACAUGGAGAGGCAGUGGCAGGGGUGACCUCAAUAAUCAAGUCCAUAAUGAUGAUGCGUGAAGCGAGGAUACCAACACAGCCCGGACUUCCCUUCAAGCUCAAUCAAAACUUUCCUAAACUCGACAAGGUUCAUGUUCAGAUUGCUGGUAAUGGACAAAGAGACAUGUCUCUGAGAGCAAGUCCGGCAGCCCAAGAUGGCAAAAUUAAGAUUAUGGUAAAUAGUUUUGACGCUUCGGGAGGAAAUACCUCGGUGCUUCUUGAAGAGCCACCUCAAGUCUCCCAGAAGACUAGAAAUCCGCUUCCACGUCACGUUAUUGCGGUGUCUGGCAGGUCACCUUGGUCUCUGCAGGAGAAUACUCGAAGACUAUUAACGUACUUGAUGAGGAACUCCAAUGUCAAACUUGCCGACGUCGCUUAUACAACGACAGCAAGGCGAAUGCAUGAGAACUUACGGGUUGCAUAUACUGCAACAUCCACGAAGGAAUUGAUUUCUUUCCUCAAGGCAGAUGUAUCCAAGAACGGGACAUCAGAGCGAAAGAGAAAACCGCCUAAACUGGGCAUAGUCUUUGCAUUCACUGGUCAGGGCUCACAAUAUGCUGGAAUGGGUAAAACUCUAUAUCAACACAGUACAGCUUUUAGAGAAAUCCUGUACACAUAUCAACAAUUUGCUUCAAGCUAUGGCCUUCCAGACUUCUCUGGCAUCAUCUCUGGCGACGAUACUGAUAUAUCAACAGCAUCUGUCGUGCGAGUGCAACUUGCGACUGUUGCUCUUGAAAUCGCUACAGCGCAACUACUUAAAGCAUGGGGAGUUGUUCCAGGCUUGGUUCUAGGGCAUAGUCUUGGGGAAUACUCGGCGCUAUGCGUAUCAGGAGUGUUAUCUGUUAGCGACACAUUGUACCUCGUGGGAAAGCGAGCGAUGUUAAUGGAAGAAAUUCUCAAUUCUGGAGAUUAUUCCAUGCUAGCGAUAGGCGAAAGUGUUGAGACGGUAUCUCGACUGUUAAGAUUAGAUUCCGGAUCCAAAUGGUCUCAGACAGACAUUGCCUGUGUUAAUGCCCCCGCUGUGACGGUCGUGAGCGGACCUGCCAGUGAGAUUUCAACUCUAAAACAUCAAAUUGAGGGAGACAAUAGGCGAGCAACUGUGCUUCAAGUUCCAUAUGGCUUCCACUCAAAGCAUGUGGAUCCCAUACUUCAAGAUUUUGAAGUACUUGCAAAGGGUGUCACCUUUUCCGCCCCCAAGAUCCCAGUUGCCUCAACACUGACGGGAGAAGUUGUACCGAUCAACAAAUCAGAUGUCUUCUCUCCCUCAUACCUAGUACGUCAAGCACGAGAAUCCGUCAAAUUUGUUCCUGCACUGGAAACAUGCAAAGCAGCCGGCUUUGUUGUUGACGGAACGCAUUGGAUUGAAAUUGGACCGGAAGCUGUGUGCCUCGGUCUGAUUCGCAGAACAUUGGAGGUAUCUCCUACUUCACUGCUACCAAUUUUCAAGUCUACGGAGGACAAUUGGGCCACCAUUUCUUGGGCUUUGGCAUCUUUAUACCGCGCUGGUGCAGCCAUCGACUGGAAUGAGUACCACAAGGGAUUCAAAGACUCUCUUAGUCUCCUUGAUCUUCCGACUUACGCCUUCGACGCUAAAGAUUUCUGGAUACCAUAUGUGGAGCCUAUUCUCCAGACAUCGGCUAUAAAUGAUGCUAAAGUGUCGGAAAAUGAUACCUUAUCGCGUCCUGUCCCCGAAUUUUCAACCACAGAUCUGCAGUGGGUUGAAGAUGUAGAGAAUGACGGAAAGACGGUCGUUGCCACCUUUGGUUCUCAUACUUCAAAUCCACUACUAUACCAGGCAAUACAAGGUCACAAGGUACAACGUUUAGCUGUUUGUUCACUAAGCAUAUUCUGUUCCAUGGCGAAGUCCGCAACACAGUAUGCUUAUUCCAAAGUUAACCAGAAGCAGCGUUUACCAAAAAUGACUAUUUUAAACAUGGAAAUGAAACAAGCCUUGGUGGUCAACGAACUGAACCGUGAACAGAUAGUGAAAACAACUGUGUCUUAUUCUGCUUCUGGACAAAAAGCCGACAUAUCUUUUCACUCAAUUACUUCUGGUGUUCCUGCCGAACAUGGCAGUUGCCAGGUUAUUCUGGAAUCCGAUACCAGUACGUGGUUGGAAGGACGCUCUGACACGUUGUUUCUAAUCAACGCAAGGAUCGAAUCAUUGAAAAGUCUGGGUCAAUCCGGAAAGGCACAUCGACUUCUGAAGCCGGUCAUAUACAAACUGUUUGACAAUGUUGUACAGUAUGGCAGAGAAUAUCAAGGUCUAGAAGAGGUAUGGCUAGACUCUGAGUUCCGUGACGCGGUGGGUACAGUAAAGUUGCCCGAUACCGCUGGAAAAGGCAAUUUCCUGUAUGAUCCCUUCUGGAGUGACACAGUUGUUCACCUCGCUGGUUUCAUAUUGAACGGCAACUUGAAGUAUCCAGAGGACAUUGCGUGUCUCUCCACGGGGUUUGAAAGUUGGAGAUCGUUCGAAGAGCUGAAACCCGAUACAACGUACACGACGUACGUCACUAUGCACGAAGCUGGCGAUGGUUUGCUACUUUCUGGUGUUGCAUACGUUUUCUCAGGCUCUGCUCUAGUUAUGGUGACUUCAGGCAUCAAAUUCCAAAAAAUGAGUAAGAUCGCACUUGGUGCAAUUCUGCAGUCCACUAAACCUUCAAAGAAAAAAGGAGUUACUGCGACAAUCAACUCCACGAGAACUCCGAAGCAAUCGGAGAUUAGUCUACUUGAGAAAGCUAUGAUCCCUCUUUUUGAACAUGAUUCUGAUUCUUCAUCUGUGGGCGAUAUGCCUACACCGGAUACAGGAAGCAGUGGAAUACCAACCAGGGCGUCAUCUGUCAAUCAUGACGAUGAUACAAAUAUCAUCGAUACGUUGUUUUCUAUAGUUGCGACUGAGUCUGGUUACAGCAUCGAAGAUGUUGAGCCGUCUACCUCCUUUGCCGAUAUGGGUCUCGACUCAUUGAUGGCUAUAACCAUACUUGCCAAGGUCAAGAGAGACACCGGGGUAGAAUUGCCGACAACAUUUUUCCUCGAUAAUGCAACUGUUGAAGAUGCAAAAGCUGCAUUAGGUUUAGAGUCGGAACCCAAUUCAAGAAAUCCGGAACUAUCUGUCUCAAUAAAAACAGCAAAAGACAUCUCUGCCGCUAUGAUGAAACAUCUUGAAGCAGCCCCGGAAAACGAAACAACACUGCUCCUCCCUGUUGACCCCAUCGCCGAGUCAUCCAACAAGACGAGAGAGGAAAGCUUGGUCAGUAGAGCGGUUCUAUUACAAGGCUCAUUCUCGUCUCCGGGACCAAAUUUGUUCCUAUUUCCCGAUGGCAGUGGAUCUCCAGCAAACUACAUUCAGCUUCCAGCACUUGGCGCCGAUGUGUCCGUCUACGGGAUGGAAUCACCAUUCCUAAAAGAUCCAUCAGAAUUUACAUGCAGUGUAGCCCACCUUGCCGAUAUAUUCCUGACAGCGAUCAAGAAGCAGAAGCCCACAGGUCCGUAUUUGUUGGGAGGCUUUUCCUUUGGAGCCCUUUAUGCCUACGAAGUAGCUCGCAAGCUCUUAGAGAACAAUGACAUGGUUGACGGUCUACUUAUCAUCGACAUGCCUGUACCGAAAGGACUUUCAUCGCCAUUGUCCCCCACAUUCGAGGAGCUCAGUGCCUCUGGUUUUGUUUCACCACGCGGUCGACUCACGGCAGCGCAGAAAAUUCAUCUUAAGAAAACAGUCCAGGCUAUGACUGGUUAUAAUGCUGUAUCCUGCUCAGUACACCAUCAGCCGAAACGGACUAUCUUGAUCUCUUCAAAAUCUGGCUUGGCAACAGCAGGCCUACAAGAGUCAUCGGAUUUGGUGAAAUGGGUACGACAUAAUUCAAGUUCACCGUCACAAGGAUGGCAGAGUCUUGUCGGUGAUGUAGAUGUUUACGAGGUUGAUGCUGAUCACUUUGCACUUUUCAAAUAUCCAACGAUAUUUGAAAAAUCCAAAUUCGCCACAGAAAUUGGUGCAGCUUUAGUGAUUACACCCAACGGGACUAGAGUCUUGUCUCAGCUUGGCUUCUCCUUCUCCAAUGCUCGAGCUGUAAAGAUCGAAUCAUGGAGUACAUUACAUGGGGACACGAUGGAACCUAUUUCACAUGUUGACCUCACCGCUGCCGAGAAAAUAUUCGGGUUUCCUGCAUGGGCCGUUCAUCGCGUCAGUCUUCAUAAAGAACUACUGAGGCUCGCUACAAGCGCGGCUGAAACGGGAACCCCUGUUGAAAUUAAUUUGUCGUCAGAAGUGGUAGAUGCCUCGCCAAAGGAGGGCUCAAUAACGUUGCAAAAUGGGGAGAAGCUUGUAGCCGACCUUGUUGUGGCGGCUGAUGGUGUGCAUUCAGUACUCAAACGCGCCGUACUAGAUGAGGCAGCUCCCGCUCCUUCAUCUACGGGCCUGAGUGCAUUUCGAUUUUUGAUAGAUACUGAUAUUCUGGAGAACGAUGAAAGCCUCUCGUUGACUCUGAAGAAGAAAGGCCCCGGUGCAGCUCUUUUAGCCGACACGAAAGAUUUUAUCAACGAGCGCCAUAUAAUGUGGUAUCCGUGUGAAGAUGGCCGUGUACAAAAUUUUGUUGGUAUUCACCCAAGGUUAAAGGUAGAUGGAGAAGAGGAUAAUCCUGAAUCUAUCAAAGCCUCGAUGUUGGAAGAGUUUAAACAUUUCUCCCCAGAUAUUGUUGAAAUAAUCGCAAGAUCCUUCCAAGUCAAACGCUGGCCAUUAUUUGCUCACGAUCCGCUGCAGUCUUGGACUAGUGGCCGACUGAUUCUCAUUGGCGAUGCAGCUCAUCCUAUGCUUCCCUUUGGCGGUCAGGGCUCGAACCAAGCAAUCGAAGACGGUGGUGCUCUAGGCUUCUUGUUCAACGGAAUUGAGAAUGCAGAUGACAUACCAAAGCGACUUGAAUUAUUUGAGCAAGCAAGAAAGAACCGCACAUCUCGUGUGCAAAUUCUCUCCAAAGUUAGGGCUGGCAAAGAGAAAGAAAUUGCAGAAGAGCUUCGCCGCUAUGCGGACCCCCCCGAUUCAGGUCAGUCUAAGCUAUAG
Talaromyces amestolkiae is the source of this 7227-nucleotide messenger RNA. RefSeq lists its product as uncharacterized. Lineage: Eukaryota; Fungi; Ascomycota; Eurotiomycetes; Eurotiales; Trichocomaceae. The transcript has 11 exons. Gene Ontology annotation, biological process: secondary metabolite biosynthetic process; fatty acid biosynthetic process. Gene Ontology annotation, molecular function: 3-oxoacyl-[acyl-carrier-protein] synthase activity; phosphopantetheine binding; fatty acid synthase activity. The record is from RefSeq and is a predicted model, not a curated record. Bases 1 to 7227 code for a protein of 2408 amino acids.